Molecule: messenger RNA, 1630 nt
Organism: Theobroma cacao (cacao)
Lineage: Eukaryota; Viridiplantae; Streptophyta; Magnoliopsida; Malvales; Malvaceae
Source: RefSeq, a predicted model, not a curated record
CUGCAGCAGCACGCUCCCCGACGACGGCGCACCUUCACGCAGUCACGCUCUCCUUUUUCUUUGGUAUCCAUUUCCAUCCGAAAGGGUUUUAGGCAUCCGAAAGGGAAGAUUUGCUCCAAAAUUUAGAUCCUUUCACUCUCUCACAUUCUUACAUUUUAAGGGUUUUUAUUUGUUGCACCAUCUCAUCAUGAACAUCUUCAAGAAGAAAACAUCUCCCAAAGAUGCUUUGCGGACGAGCAAGAGAGAAAUGACGGUUGCGACCCGAGGCAUUGAACGUGAGAUUGCAUCACUUCAGCUGGAAGAAAAGAAAUUGGUGGCGGAGAUCAAGAAGACGGCCAAAACUGGAAACGAGGCAGCUACUAGAAUUUUAGCUCGCCAACUUGUACGGCUGCGGCAACAAAUAACUAAUUUGCAGGGGAGUCGUGCCCAAAUCAGAGGUGUAGCAACUCAUACACAGGCAUUAUAUGCCAGUACCUCAAUAUCUACAGGAAUGAAAGGUGCAACUAAGGCAAUGGUAGCAAUGAACAAGCAAAUGGCUCCAGAAAAACAAGCAAAAGUGAUAAAAGAAUUCCAAAAGCAGUCAGCACAAAUGGACAUGACGAUAGAGAUGAUGUCAGAAGCUAUUGAUGAAACUUUAGAUAAAGAUGAGGCUGAAGAGGAAACAGAGGAGCUCACGAACCAGGUGCUUGAUGAGAUUGGAGUGGAUAUUGCUUCUCAGCUAUCCUCAGCUCCAAAAGGUCGGAUUGCAUCAAGGAAUGCUGCUUCUGAGGUUAAAAAGUAUAGGGUUGUUGUGUGCUAUGAUGAAUUUUGGAAAACUAUCUUUAUGUGGUUCUUUUCAAUGAUUGCAGAUAUGCAGAGCCAGCUUGUGUGUAGUGGCUGUAGAAGCAUUCUUCUUUAUCCUAGAGGGGCUGCAAAUGUUUGUUGCGCGUUAUGCAAUACAGUUACCCAAGUCCCUCCCCCUGGGAAUGACAUGGCUCAACUCAUAUGUGGAGGUUGUCGAACAUUACUAAUGUAUACACGCGGAGCAACAAGUGUAAGAUGCUCUUGCUGUCACACCAUUAACUUUGCACAAGCAUCCAACCAGAUUGCUCACAUCAAUUGCGGGCACUGCCGUACGACAUUAAUGUAUCCAUAUGGAGCUCCAUCAGUCAAAUGUGCUGUUUGUCAAUAUGUAACUAAUGUUGGAAUGGGCAAUGUGCGGGUUCCACUUCCCGUAAACAGACCUAAUGGAGUAGCUGCGACAGGGACUACACCAUCUACUUCAACAAGCCAAACAGUUGUCGUUGAGAACCCCAUGUCUGUUGACGAGAGUGGCAAAUUGGUGACCAAUGUCGUGGUUGGCGUAACGACAGACAAGAAAUGAUGGGAUGAGAAUUUUGAGUUUGAUUGCUCUUUUAUUUGAUAGGAGAAUGCAUACAAACAUUGUUAUGAUUGCUGGAAAGAUAGAAAUGGAAAUUGGUUUGUGUAUAUUAUGUGGACAAUGGGAAACAGUGAACAUUUAUUGAAGAAUGUGUGAUGUGCAUCUGGAGUAAUGAGAGGUGGGGAAAGUGUUUUUUAUAUGAUUUGCCAAACUGAAAUAAUGUUUGCUUAGCCUAGUGAAUGUUUUCAUCUACUAGAUAAUUUCUAUGCU